Aspergillus saccharolyticus JOP 1030-1 is the source of this 2740-nucleotide messenger RNA. Its product is annotated as TFIIH/NER complex ATP-dependent 5'-3' DNA helicase subunit RAD3. Gene Ontology annotation, cellular component: nucleus. Gene Ontology annotation, molecular function: damaged DNA binding; DNA helicase activity; ATP binding. The transcript is spliced from 4 exons. The record is from RefSeq and is a predicted model, not a curated record. Gene Ontology annotation, biological process: positive regulation of mitotic recombination; transcription by RNA polymerase II; nucleotide-excision repair. NCBI's taxonomy places the organism in Eukaryota, Fungi, Ascomycota, Eurotiomycetes, Eurotiales, Aspergillaceae. The coding region runs from base 66 to 2468 and encodes 800 amino acids.
CUGAAAGAUACAGCGUCGGAAAAUCCUCUCGGUCUUGUCGCGAGCACUGCGCUCAUCCCGUCACGAUGAAGUUCUUCAUUGAUGAUCUUCCCGUGCUCUUCCCUUAUCCUCGCAUCUAUCCCGAACAGUAUGCCUACAUGUGCGAUCUCAAGAAGACCCUCGAUGCCGGGGGUCACUGUGUCCUCGAGAUGCCUUCGGGUACCGGAAAGACGGUCUCGCUGCUAUCGUUGAUUGUGGCGUAUCAGCAACAUUAUCCCGAACAUAGAAAGCUCAUCUAUUGCUCUCGAACAAUGUCUGAGAUCGAGAAAGCGCUGGCGGAGUUGAAGGCCCUCAUGAGCUUCCGUGCUAAAGAGCUUGGCUACACCGAAGAUUUUCGCGCGCUCGGACUGACCAGUCGAAAGAACCUGUGUCUCCAUCCCUCAGUCAAGCGAGAAAAGAGUGGCACAGUGGUGGAUGCGAGGUGUCGGAGUCUAACUGCGGGGUUUGUCAAGGAAAAGAAGGAACGAGGUGAAGAUGUUGAACUGUGCGUAUAUCACGAGAACCUCGACUUACUCGAACCGCACAACCUCGUACCUCCCGGCGUCUUCACCCUUGAUGGGUUGAGCAGGUAUGGCGAGGAGCACAAACAAUGCCCAUACUUUUCAGCCCGUCGUAUGAUGCCCUUCUGCAACGUCAUCAUAUAUUCCUACCACUACCUCCUCGAUCCAAAGAUCGCCGAAAGAGUAUCCAAGGAGCUUUCCAAAGACUGCAUAGUUGUUUUCGAUGAGGCACACAACAUCGACAACGUCUGCAUUGAGUCUCUGAGCAUCGACUUGACCGAAGAUUCUUUACGGAAGGCCACACGCGGCGCGAACAACCUCGAACGCAAAAUCAGCGAGAUGAAAAGCUCAGAUGCUGAGAAGCUUCAAAAUGAAUACACGAAGCUGGUUGAAGGACUCCGGGAGGCAGAACAAGCUAGAGAGGAGGAUCAAUUCAUCUCAAACCCAGUCCUUCCAGACGAUUUGCUCAAGGAAGCUGUACCGGGAAAUAUUCGUCGCGCCGAACACUUUGUCACUUUCCUCAAACGCUUCAUUGAAUAUUUGAAGACUCGUAUGAAGGUUACACACACUAUCUCCGAAACCCCUUUAUCGUUCUUGACACACGUCAAGGACCUCACAUAUAUCGAGCGCAAGCCCUUGCGAUUCUGCGCCGAGCGGCUUACAUCACUCGUGCGCACCCUCGAACUCAUCAACAUAGAGGACUACCAACCACUCCAAGAGGUCGCGACCUUCGCUACCUUGGUAGCCACAUACGAGAAGGGUUUCCUUCUGAUCUUAGAGCCGUUCGAGUCGGAAGCAGCCACAGUACCCAACCCAGUGCUGCAUUUCACAUGUUUGGAUGCCGCUAUAGCGAUCAAACCCGUCUUCGACCGAUUCAGCUCCGUCAUCAUCACAUCCGGUACCCUGUCACCCCUCGAAAUGUACCCUAAGAUGCUAGGCUUCGACACCGUUCUGCAGGAGUCGUACAGCAUGACCCUUGCACGUCGGUCUUUUCUACCCAUGAUCGUCACCCGCGGAUCCGACCAAGCCCAGAUUUCGUCCUCAUUCCAGAUCCGCAAUGAUCCCGGUGUCGUGCGCAAUUAUGGAAACAUGGUUCUGGAGUUUGCUCGCAUCACCCCGGACGGCAUUGUCGUCUUCUUCCCAUCUUAUCUCUACAUGGAAUCCAUCAUUAGCAUGUGGCAGGGCAUGGGCAUCUUGGAUUCCAUCUGGAAUUACAAACUGAUCCUUGUCGAGACCCCCGAUGCGCAAGAGUCAUCGCUAGCUCUGGAGACCUACCGCACGGCCUGCUGCAACGGCCGUGGGGCCCUCCUUUUCUGCGUCGCUCGAGGCAAAGUCUCCGAGGGUAUCGAUUUCGAUCACCACUACGGCCGCGCGGUGAUCAACAUCGGCGUGCCGUUCCAGUACACCGAGUCCCGCAUCCUGAAGGCCCGCCUCGAGUUCCUCCGCGAGAACUACCGCAUCCGGGAGAACGACUUCCUCUCCUUCGACGCCAUGCGGCACGCCGCCCAGUGCCUGGGUCGUGUGCUGCGUGGUAAGGACGACUACGGAGUCAUGGUCCUGGCAGAUCGCCGCUUCCAGAAGAAGCGCAAUCAGCUCCCCAAGUGGAUCAGUCAGGCCAUGCUGGAAAGCGAGACCAACCUCAGCACAGACAUGGCCGUCGCGACCGCCAAGAACUUCCUGCGGACCAUGGCUCAGCCGUUCAAGGCCCGCGACCAAGAAGGAAUUUCGACGUGGAGCAUAGCCGACUUGGAGAAGCACCGUGAAAAGCAGGUGUUGGAGGAGGAGCGGCUGCGGCGAGAGGAAGAGCGCGCCAAUGCGCAUGCAGCAAAUGGCGCUCAUUAUGGUGGUGGCGGCGGUGCCGCCAUACCACCAGACGAUGAGUUCGAUGAUGAUAUUGAUGAAGACCUGAUGAUGUUGGAUGCUCAGUGAUUAUUCCUGCGGGCGCAUCUAGGGGGGGGGUCUCUUUAACUCCCUCUCACCCUCGAUCUUAUGCUCAUAUUGGCGAUCUUUUGUUUACGACCUUUUAUUUUCGGCUCAGAAAAAUGCUUGCAUAGAUUGCAUGAUACCACGGAUGGAAUCGGUGUUGAAGGGUCGAUGAAUGUAUAGUUACAAUACAGCGCAAUGAUUCUGCAAAAAUGGAGAAAAAUCUUAAAGAUCUGUGUUUCGGCCUUAUGCUUUUCCUGAUCAAAGAUUCAUACUCU